Molecule: messenger RNA, 1686 nt
Organism: Cylicocyclus nassatus
Lineage: Eukaryota; Metazoa; Nematoda; Chromadorea; Rhabditida; Strongylidae
Source: the annotation of a GenBank genome assembly
GCCAAGUUUGGGAAAAUAUUGGGGUCAACUCAUGACAUGACUGAAACGCUCCAUUCAAAAGCGGCGCGCAACCGCGGUUGCCUUUGAAUGGAGCAUUGUGGAAAAAUGAUUGAAUUAUCAAUAUUUAACCGCGUUUUCAGCAUUGAAGAUCUUAUUUUUGAUGCUUGAAUCCACUAGGAGCCCCACUCGUAAUGGAUGGAGAUGAAAUGGAAUGUGAAAACGGUGGCGAGAUGGAUGAAGAGAGAGAAGAAGAAGAAGAGGGUGCAGAACCUGCCGAAAAGGAGGUCUUCAUCCCAGGAGUCAGUGGCACGCUGAAAGACGGUGAAGAGCUCACUUUUGAUCCAGAAGCUUACAAGAUUUUCUACUCCUUUGAAACUAAAUGGUCAUGUUUGUCUUUUGACGUUGUGAAGGAUAACCUUGGUGAACGUUCUGAUUUCCCUCUGGAAUGUUACAUCGUGUCAGGAAGUCAAGCGGAUAAGCCUAAGAAUAAUGAGCUUCUUGUUAUGGGGCUUAAAAAUCUCAAUGCUUUGGAGGAUGACGACGAUGAAGAUGAAGUUAGUGAUGAUGAAAGUAUCUCCGAAGAAGAUGAGGAAAAGAAAAACGCUUUCAUACAUUCCGUGACUAUUUCACAUUAUGGUGGUAUAAACCGAGUGAAGGUUCAACGCCUUGGGGACGGUACCGUAUGCGCAGUUUGGAAUGAUUUGGGUAAAGUUCAAUUGUGGAACAUUACGAAUGCUCUGAAUGAAUGCGAGAAAAUGACUUCCUCCGGCAAGAACGAAAAACAAAUUUUGGAAAAGCCACUCUUCUCCUACAGCACGCGGAAAGAAGGUUAUGCUCUAGGAUGGUCAAAAUUGAAACUGGGUGAUUUUGCUUCCGGUGAUCAGUGCCGAAACAUUCAUUUGUAUCGCAUGCACGAAGGUGGAGCCUGGGUUGUAGAUCAAAGAGCUCUCACCAGUCAUGCUGGUUCGGUUGAGGACGUGCACUGGUCUCCUACUGAAGAAGGGUUACUAGCUUCUUGUUCCUGUGAUGGCACAAUAAAGCUGUGGGAUACCCGGUCAAGUCCUGCAGAUGCUUGCGUAUGCACUGUUGACAAGGCACACAGUUCUGAUGUCAAUGUUAUGUCGUGGAAUCCACAGGAUGCGUUGUUAGUCAGCGGUGGAGAUGAUGCCGAGUUGAAGAUUUGGUCGUUGAAGACGAUACAGUUUGGUCAACCAGUUGCACGCUUCAAGUAUCACUCAGCUCCGAUUACGUCGGUUGAAUGGUUACCGCAGGAAUCUACCACGUUUAUGGCUUCUGGAGAAGAUGAUCAAGUGACUAUUUGGGAUAUAGCUACUGAGGCGGACACACAAGAUGCUGUGGAAGGCGUACCACCGCAACUGAUGUUCUUACACCUUGGCCAAAAGGAGGUAAAAGAAGUCCACUGGCACCCGCAAAUUGCUGGACUUGCUCUAACAACAUCCUUGGACGGUUUCAACGUUUUCAAAACUAUCAAUAUCUAAUCUGUUAAUCUGUUGUCAUGAAAAAUUGUUAUGUUAGUUGUUACUCGUUACCAUUGUUGCUUCUGAGAGGUAUUGAAUUGCUAUUUUGUUACUGUUAUCGCAUGCAAGGAAAGUUAUUGAACUAUCUAUCCCGAUUUUGACUAUUUUUUCGAUGUAAAUUUUUGCAAUGAAGUUACUUGAAGCUUGC